Eubalaena glacialis (North Atlantic right whale) is the source of this 1439-nucleotide messenger RNA. RefSeq names its product major facilitator superfamily domain-containing protein 1-like. Gene Ontology annotation, biological process: transmembrane transport. Gene Ontology annotation, cellular component: lysosome. Gene Ontology annotation, molecular function: transmembrane transporter activity. The record is from RefSeq and is a predicted model, not a curated record. Lineage: Eukaryota; Metazoa; Chordata; Mammalia; Artiodactyla; Balaenidae.
GUCGGCCCGAUGGAGGAGGAGGAGGAGGAAGCGAGGGCGCUGCUGCCUGGUGGCCCCAACGAGGCCGGCAGAGGCGCCCCCGUUACCCCCCCUGCCCCCGGGGCGCUGCCGGCCCUCUGCGACCCCAGUCGCCUGGCGCACCGGCUUUUGGUGCUGUUGCUGAUGUGCUUUCUUGGUUUCGGCAGCUAUUUUUGCUAUGAUAAUCCUGCUGCCCUUCAGACUCAGGUUAAACGGGAUAUGCAGGUGAAUACCACGAAAUUCAUGAUGCUGUAUGCCUGGUAUUCUUGGCCCAAUGUAGUUUUGUGUUUCUUUGGUGGCUUUUUGAUAGACUGCGUAUUUGGAAUACGAUGGGGCGCCGUUAUGUUUAGUUGCUUUGUUUGCGUUGGACAGGUUGUUUUUGCUCUGGGUGGAAUAUUUCACGUUUUUUGGCUGAUGGAAUUUGGAAGGUUUGUGUUUGGGAUUGGUGGGGAGUCCUUAGCAGUUGCCCAGAAUACAUAUGCUGUGAGUUGGUUUAAAGGCAAAGAAUUAAACUUGGUGUUUGGACUCCAACUUAGCAUGGCUAGAAUUGGAAGUACAGUAAACAUGAACCUCAUGGGAUGGCUGCACUCUAAGGUUGAAGCUUCAGUGGGUUCUGCUGAUCACACAACCCUUGCGGUCACACUUAUGAUCGGGGGUAUAACAUGUAUUCUUUCACUAGUCUGUGCCUUGGCCCUUGCUUACUUGGAUUAGAGAGCAGAAUGAAUCCUUCAUAAAGAACAAGGAAAAACAGCUGAAGUUAUCAAGUUAACUGAUGUGGAGGACUUCUCCUUACCCCUGUGGCUCAUAUUUAUCAUCUGUGUCUGCUAUUAUGUUGCUGUGUUCCCUUUCAUUGGACUUGGCAAAGUUUUCUUUACAGAGAAAUUUGGCUUUUCCUCCCAGGGAGCGAGUGCUAUUAACAGUAUUGUAUAUGUAAUAUCAGCUCCCAUGUCCCCAGUAUUUGGGCUUCUGGUGGAUAAAACAGGAAAGAACAUCAUCUGGGUUCUGUGUGCAGUGGUGACCACUCUUGCUUCCCACAUGAUGCUGGCCUUCAGGCUGUGGAACCCUUGGAUUGCUAUGUGUCUCCUGGGACUCUACUCAUUGCUUGCCUGUGCAUUGUGGCCAAUGGUGGCAUUUGUAGUUCCCAAACAUCAACUGGGAACUGCAUAUGGCUUCAUGCAGUCCCUUCAGAAUCAUGGGUUGGCAGUCAUUUCCAUCAUUGCUGUCAUGAUAUUGGAUACUUGGGGAUAUUUGUUUUUAGAAGUUUUCUUCAUUGCCUGUGUUUCUUUCUCACUUUUAUCUGUGGCCUUACUCUACUUGGUGAAGCGUGCCCAAGGUGGGAACCUAAAUUAUUCUGCAAGACAAAGGGAAGAAAUGAAACUUUCUCACGCAGAAUGAGAAGUUUAAAUGACUGUGUCAUGAGA